This is a messenger RNA of Ostreococcus lucimarinus CCE9901, 1621 nucleotides long. RefSeq lists its product with no specific name. Lineage: Eukaryota; Viridiplantae; Chlorophyta; Mamiellophyceae; Mamiellales; Bathycoccaceae. The coding region runs from base 154 to 1602 and encodes 482 amino acids. The transcript has a single exon. The record is from RefSeq and is a predicted model, not a curated record.
CCGCGCGCGGCGUCUCGCGCGAACGCCCACGGCUCGAACGCGCGUCUAAAACGCUUUCGAGCGCGAGCGACGCCUCCGCGUUCGCGAGCGAUCGCCGGCGACGCCCCGAGCGACGAUCUCUCGCGGCGGGCGGGGCGUAACACCCUCUGGACGAUGACGAAAGAAACGAGCGCCCACAACGCCGAGCGCGCGCCGUUGGUCGUGAAAACCACCGCGCGCGAUGCGGUGGACGUAGAGAUUGCCGAUCGCGCGCGUCACGCGGGCGGUGAAGGCGAAGCAACGCCGACAGCGCGAGGAAAGUGGUCGAUCGCGGGCAGAGCGGCGUUGGCGGUGGCGUGCGCGACGUUCGCGGCGGUGGGCGUCGCGCGCGCGUCCACCGUUCGUCGCGGUGGUGAGGUCGUGACGUUGUUCCCCGAACUAGGUGGGGUUUCGGAGUGGCGCAGGGACUUCGUGGCGGGGAAGAUUGCGCCGGGGCGGAAGUUUAGCGACACGGUGCCGAGCAAGACGUGCGUGCGACAAACGAGCCGGAAUAGAUUGGAGGACGUGGAAAAGUAUUACAUCGUGAGGGCGAUGAAUCACGAAAACGAGCUGCAUAAGGGUAAUAAAACGAUCGCGGCGAUGCCGACGUACGAUCACAUAAAGGCGGAGUCGAUGUUCAUGACGGGCAUGGUGAACAAGAAUUCAGAGUCGCCGUACAUGUUGCCGUCAAGCGGGUACGAGAAGAGCAUCAAGCAGUCCGGAAACUCGGCGAUGAUGUAUAAUUUCGUGCACAUUCCCAAGGCUGGGGGGACGUACUUGUGCGAAGUUUUGCAGCAGGUGCAAUCUCAUUUGGACGCUCGACACGGGAGCGUCUUUGGAAAUUACAACCUGUACCGCGACCCAUGGUCCAUGAAACCGCUCUUAGACGCCACGUCGCGCAAUGUUUGGCAAACCACGCAUCUCAUGAAAAGUAAGCUCAAGGCGUUUACCGACGAAAAUCUGGCGAGAGGCUACGCCAAGGGCCAGCGGAUGAUGUCGAAGGGGUCGUAUAAUAUGGGCUUGUGCUCAACCACGGAGGCGCCGUGCAUGUACCUCACCGUUUUACGAAAUCCCUUUCAGCGCUUUAUGAGUCACUACAAGUAUUCUUGCCUCGAAGGCGCGGAGAACCGAGCGAUGUGGAUGCCGGCUUGGAAAAAGCAAGGCUCGUGUCCACUCAACCCAUUGGAAUGGUUUUACUUCACGCAAGGCGACGAUUGGACGCAUCUGAUCGCCCCGGGGGCGUUCCCGCGUGACUCCCAGUGUCACAUCGACGCCGCGAAGAAUAAUUUAAUGAGUGGUUGCAUGCGAUACUUGAUCACGGAGAACUUGCACGACGGAUUAGCCAAGCUUAAGAAUAAGCUUCCAGAUUUCGCGACGUUGGAUCUCAACGCCGUCAAGUCGCUCUUCAAGAAUGACAGCGCUGGUCGAUUAACGCCGGCGCUGCAAGCGAGGUUGAAGCGGUACGAGGAAGAUAAGAACAUGAUGCACCAGAUCAAACAAGGACUGUGGCAUCAAACGAAAAUUUACAACUUUGCCGUAGAGAACUACGAAAAGUCGUGGGACAGAGACAUUCAGACGUGCUGAGACCAAUCGAGAAAAUCUG